AUGGAGACCAUUAUAUUAGAAAGACUUUCAGAGAACAUCGCCUUAAUAACACUGAACAGACCAAAAAUCCUGAAUGCUAUGAGUAAAAAGAUGUUCGAAGAGUUAUCAAACACCAUGAACCAACUUUCAGAAGACCCUGAUAUCCGAUGCAUUAUCCUUAAUGCCAAUGGUAGAGCCUUUUGUGCAGGGAUCGACAUUAAUUAUUUAAGAGAUUUCUUUGAAGACACCAAAAGAGCUGAUACCGGCAGAACUGGGAUCCAAAUAAGAGAAAAACUCAAAAUCUUGCAGAGCCAUGUGACGUCAUUAGAAAGAUGCACAAAACCAGUCAUAGCUGUGACUCAUGGACUAUGCUUAGGUGCAGGGCUAGAUCUAAUAACAGCUUGCGAUAUCAGAAUUUGUUCAGCAGACACAAUUGUUGGGGUUAGAGAAACUCGCAUUGGGAUGGCAGCUGAUAUAGGGACUUUACAGAGACUGCAAAAGGUGGUAGGAAAUCAGUCGUGGGUGAGAGAAAUGGCUUUUACAGGAAAAGACGUAAAAGCUGUAGAAGCUACAGGCCAUGGGCUGUUUUCUAGGUGCCUUGAAAAUAAAGAAAAAGCGUUAGAGGCUGCAAAAGAGCUUGCCAAUGAAAUAGAUACUAUGAUUAUUUAUUAAAAUUUAAAGUGUUUUCUAAAGGAUGAUUUAGGCAUGUGCAGGCCUACCCUUUAACUCUCAGCAGCCAUUUUCUGCAAGUAUUCCAAAAAGCCCACAGACAGAAAGUCUUCACUGGUCUCGUUUAACCUCUCCAGUUAGUGCUUACUCCCCCCCCCCCCCUCCGUGAGCGAACAAAAAAAUUUUGUUCGCUCACGGAGGGGGGUUUAUUUUUUUUUUUUUUAAAAAAAAAUUUAUAUAUAAAUUUUAUAAAAAAUAUUUUUUUCGAAAUUUAAAAAAAUCCUAAUUUGCAAAAAUUGGGAAGCAAAUAUUAAUUUAAUUUGCAAAAUUUAUGUUUUAAAAACGCAAUUUGUUUAAAAUUAAACAGAAUUAGCUCUAGAUUUCAUUAUACUAAUUAUCACUUAUAUAUCAAAAUUUUUUUCCAUUAAAUUUUUUCUAUUAAAAAAAUUUUUGUUCACUCACGGAGGGUGGGUUUUUUGGUCAAAAAAUGGCGAUUUUUUCUAAUGGUUUUGUUCGCUCACGGAGGGGGGGGGGGGAGUUAGGCUUAAAAUUACCUUCUUAGGUGCGUCAGGCAGGAAAACAUAUGCCAAUCUCUUUCCCACUAAAUUACCCUAUGUGGUAAUCCAUAUUGGCAUUGUAUCUGAAGGUGCACUUAGAAAGCUGAACCUAUAAUAAUAAAUAUCGAGAAGGAGGAAUAGCAAGUUCUCUAACUCCCCCCCCUCGAAGUUCGACCAAGAUAUAGGGAAAAUUCCUAUUUUUUUUGGAAAAUUAACCCCCCUCAAAGUUCGACCAAGACCUAUAUAAAUUUGCUAGGAAAAUAAUUUUUCAAAAUUUUAAACUAUGUGGGGUGAGCUUGCGAUUUUUGUAUUCAAGUUCUAAAAAAGCGUUACAAAACCAUCUUGCACUAUUUUUUCUAACCCUUACACCCUCUCAACCAUACAGAAGAAUAUGAUAAAUAUUUUUUUUUUUUAACUACUAAAUUAUAUAAAAAAAUUCUAUAUAAUUUUUUUUUAAAAAAAUUUUUCUUAACCCCCCUCGAAGUUCGACCAAGAUUUUUUUUGGUCGAACUUCGAGGGGGGGAGUAAGUAGCCAUUUUAUUAUCAUUCCAACGAAAUUUGCAGCUAAAAGUCCAGUAGCUUUGGUUGCUGCUAAAACUUCAUUGAUUUUUUCAAGAGAUCACUCAGUUAAUGAAGGGCUAGACCACAUCGCUAAUUAUAAUGCUUCUGCUUUACAAACUGAAGAUCUAGCAAGAGCUAUUAUGGCAACUAUGCAGAAAACUAAGCCAGUCUUUCCAAAAUUAUAG
Molecule: messenger RNA, 1951 nt
Organism: Blepharisma stoltei
Lineage: Eukaryota; Ciliophora; Heterotrichea; Heterotrichida; Blepharismidae
Source: the annotation of a GenBank genome assembly